Molecule: messenger RNA, 294 nt
Organism: Penaeus vannamei (Pacific white shrimp)
Lineage: Eukaryota; Metazoa; Arthropoda; Malacostraca; Decapoda; Penaeidae
Source: RefSeq, a predicted model, not a curated record
GGCGGGAUCCUCGUUGGCAGCUUCCUGGUUAAUCUGGGCAUCCGGCUCUAUCUCGCACCGGUCCUCACGAAGCUGAUCACUGUCAAGAUCGCCAUCGAGCGCGAGGCGGGCCUGGGCCAGGAGAUCGGCACGAACCGCCCGGGGCGCCUCGCCCAUUGCCCGCACUACAUGAGACUCUACCGCGCCUUCCGCAGGACGCACAUGAUCAUCGCCAUCGGGAAUAUGGUCGCCAUGGCAGCCACGUCGCUCCACCUGUACUACCUCGCCACCAAACUCUGCUCCGUACACUUAUAA